Messenger RNA from Lachnellula hyalina, 1434 nucleotides. RefSeq names its product U1 small nuclear ribonucleoprotein 70 kDa-like protein (gene usp101). The record is from RefSeq and is a predicted model, not a curated record. Bases 1 to 1434 code for a protein of 477 amino acids. Lineage: Eukaryota; Fungi; Ascomycota; Leotiomycetes; Helotiales; Lachnaceae. The transcript has 6 exons. Gene Ontology annotation, biological process: mRNA splicing, via spliceosome. Gene Ontology annotation, cellular component: U1 snRNP; precatalytic spliceosome; U2-type prespliceosome. Gene Ontology annotation, molecular function: U1 snRNA binding; mRNA binding.
AUGAAAAAAGUGAUAUUCCCGACGUUGGUGUUGAUUUCUACCUACCUCCAUUUGAACGACGAGCUUGAGGCCAUCAACAACAGCUCUGGAGCUGAAUUCUCUCGUUUCCAUCAUCUAACUCGGUUCCUACCUGUUAUCUACGAUGACGGACAAGCUCCCCCCAACCUCCUCGCUCUCUUUGCGCCUCGCCCUCCCCUGCGGUUUAUACCACCUUCCGACCACGCGCCAGGAGAGCGAAAGACCGCAAAUAUCAGUAGUCUCGCUGCUUUCCUUCCCCAGCUACAGGACUACAAGGCGACCGAUGUAUAUGAACCCACAGAGAGCUGGCUGCAGCGGAAGGACCGUCUUAAGCUGGAGAAAAAGCAACAACAAGAAAAGCUUUUGAAGGACGGCCCUGUAUCCUACAAGCCCCAGGAGGACCCGAACAUUCGAGGAGACGCCUUCAAGACCCUGAUCCCUACGAUGCUACAGAGAAAGAUCUCGAGAGCGAAUUUGGUCGCUUUGGUCCUAUUGAAAGAGCAAAUCCGGAUUGUUACUGAUACUCAUGCCCACGAGAAGCCAAAUAAGAAGAAGAAGAAUCACCGCGGAUAUGCAUUUGUUGUCUACGAGCGAGAGAAAGACAUGAGAGCUGCUUUAGAUGCUUGUGAUGGUAUUCGAAUCAAGGACCGCCGUAUCAAGGUAGACGUUGAACGCGGCAGAACCGUCAAAGGUUGGAAGCCUCGCCGAUUCGGAGGUGGCCUCGGUGGACGUGGAUACACAAAGACAGCCCCUCCUCGCCCAAUGGGACCCGGUGGAUUUGGACCUCCUGGUGGACCUGGUGGUGGUGGUGGUUUCAGAGGUGGUUUCCGUGGUGGGUUCGAUGGCGGCAGGGGACGAGGCGGAUUCAGAGGCGGCGGGGGUGGCUUCCAGGACCGAGGAGGCUAUGGUGGUGGUAGGGGAGGUAUUGGGUACCAGGGAGGUGGUGGGUUUUCAUCCAGGGGAGGUGGAGGAGAUCGCGGUGGGUAUGGAGGAUCCAAUGGAGGCUCCAACGGCUAUGCUCCCCCAAAUGCUCCAGCCGGUCCAGGUGGUCGAGGUGGGGGUGGCUACAGCAGAGGAGGCUUUGGUGGCUCCGGUUCUCCAGAACGCAAUGGCUCUGGCACGUCAGCGCCAGCUGGUGGGUAUGAUUCGCGUGGUGGCGGCCGCUCAUAUGAUGACAGAUCUGGCGGAUACCGUGGCAGUCGAGGCUUCAACGAUCGCGAUGGAGCUCGUGGAAGUGGCAGCAAUAUGGAGCCGGUAAGACCAAGAGACGGUGGACGAGACGGCGGAUACCGCGACAGAGACCGAGAUGGACGAGAUGGCGGAUAUGGAGGUCGCCCACGCGAUGACGAUUCACGGAAGAGACAGUAUGAAAGCAAUGGCUACGAAGAGGAUCCUCGCAAAAUUCGAAGGUACUAG